CGGAGUUUAUGGUAACACCAGCCAACAUUUUAUGAGUGUUCUUCCGUCGUGUGCCGGUUUCUAUUUUUUCGAUUCCCAGUUAUUUUAGCUUCAGUUUUAUUUAAUAACAGUGUCACAAUGCAUACGGAAACGACGUUAACACUCAUACAAAUACUAGAGAAGACUGUAUCUCCAGACAGAAAUGAAUUGGAAGCAGCUGAGACAUACCUGGACCAUGCAGCCGCCACUAACUUUACAACAUUUAUCAAAAUGUUGUCCGACAUCCUGGUUCAGGGUGGCAACAGCCAGGUGGCGAGGAUGGCAGCAGGAUUACAACUGAAAAACCACUUGACAUCAAAGGAUCCUUUACUAAAACAACAAUACCAACAAAGAUGGCUGGCAUUGCCUGAAGACAUUAGACUUUAUAUUAAAAAAAAUAUUUUAACAGCCAUAGGAACAGAAAGCAACAGGCCGAGUUCUGCUGCUCAAUGUGUGGCCUAUGUGGCUGUGGCUGAGCUUCCAGUCAACCAGUGGAAUGAUCUUAUUCCCAUCCUUGUUGAAAAUGUCAUCAAUGCCCAGUCCACAGAAUUAAAAAAAGAAGCCACAUUGGAAGCAAUUGGUUACAUUUGUCAAGACAUUGAUGCAGAAGUUUUAACAGAGAGAAGUAAUCAAAUUUUAACUGCCAUUAUCCAUGGCAUGAGGUCCACAGAGCCCAGUAAUCAUGUCCGUCUUGCCGCAACACAGGCUUUACUCAAUUCCCUUGAAUUCACAAAAGCAAAUUUUGACAAAGAGAAUGAGCGGAAUUUCAUAAUGGAAGUGGUUUGUGAAGCAACACAGUCCAGUGAUAUGAGAAUUAGUGUUGCUGCUCUACAGUGUUUAGUAAAAAUUCUUUCCCUCUACUAUCAAUACAUGGAGCCAUACAUGGGACAGGCACUGUUCCCCAUCACUUUAGAAGCAAUGAAAUCUGAUGUAGAUGAGAUAUCACUACAAGGUAUAGAAUUUUGGUCAAAUGUUAGCGAUGAAGAGAUAGACCUUGCCAUUGAAGAAGCAGAAGCAGCUGAAGCAGGUCGUCCCCCUGUGAGAACCUCUAGAUUCUACGCGAGAGGAGCAUUGCAAUACCUGGCUCCAGUCCUCAUGCAGAAGUUAACAAAACAAGAUGACACCGAUGAUGAAUUGGAAUGGAAUCCGUCAAAAGCUGCAUCUGUUUGCCUUAUGCUUUUAUCAAAUUGUUGCGAAGACGACAUUGUACCUCAUGUUUUACCUUUUAUUAAUACAAACAUUAAAAAUGAAAACUGGCGUUACAGAGAGGCUGCUCUUAUGGCUUUUGGUUCCAUACUUGGUGGCCUAGAAGCUGCAACAUUGAAGCCUUUGGUUGAGAAGGCCAUGCCUACAUUAAUUGAAGCCAUGUAUGAUUCUAGCGUAGCUGUAAGAGAUACAGCCGCGUGGACAUUCGGUAGAAUAUGUGAAAUUGUACCAGAAGCUGCUAUUAAUGAAACUUACUUGAAACCACUGCUGGAGAGUCUUGUUAAUGGUUUGAAAGCUGAACCUCGUGUUGCUGCUAAUGUUUGCUGGGCGUUUACCGGCCUGGCGGAAGCUGCAUAUGAAGCGGCAGAAUGUGGUGAUUCCAACCAACCUGAAACAUAUUGUAUGUCAAACUACUUUGACUUUAUUAUUCAACGCCUCCUUGAAACCACAGACCGCCAAGAUGCGGCACAACACAACUUAAGAUCGGCUGCUUACGAAGCACUGAUGGAAAUGGUCAAAAAUUCACCUACUGAUUGUUAUGUUACCGUCCAAAAAACUACAAUGGUAAUUUUGGAAAGAUUGCAACAAGUUUUACAAAUGGAAAAUCACAUUGCCAGUCAAGCGGAUCGUUCGCAAUUUAACGAUCUGCAGAGUCUCCUCUGUGCUACUUUGCAAUCGGUACUGCGAAAGGUGACUCCGGAAGAUGCUCCUCAAAUAUCAGAUACUAUAAUGACUGCCCUGUUGACAAUGUUCGCCAGUAAUGCAGGAAAAGCAGGUAGUGUCCAAGAGGAUGCUCUGAUGGCGGUGUCCACACUGGCCGAGGUUUUGGGAGAGGAGUUUUUGAAAUACAUGGAUGCUUUCAAAAGGUAUCUUUACAUGGGGCUUAAAAACCACCAAGAGUACCAGGUUUGCAUAGCUGCUGUAGGUCUAACUGGUGAUAUUUGCCGUGCUCUAAAGAGUAAGGUUGUUCCAUAUUGUGAUGAAAUAAUUGUUUUACUAUUAGAAAACCUUGGUGAUCCAUCUAUCCACCGCUCUGUAAAACCCCAGAUCUUAUCAGUGUUUGGAGAUAUCGCCCUCAGCAUUGGCAACGAAUUUGCUAAAUAUUUUGAUGUUGUAAUGCAGAUGUUGCUACAGGCUAGCAACGCCCAAGUCGACCGUAAUGAUUAUGAUAUGGUGGAAUAUUUGGGUGAACUUCGUGAGAGUGUACUCGAAGCGUACACUGGCAUUAUCCAGGGACUCAAGGGGCCCGACGCUCAGGUGCGGUCGGAUAUCAGUUUGGUAGAGCCACACGUGCCGGCGAUCGUUAACUUCAUGAUCCAAGUGGCGAGCGAGCCGGAGCGCACGGACGGACAUAUGUCGGUGAUCGCAGGGCUUAUGGGUGACCUCGCCACGUCGUUCGGCAACUACGUGCUGCCGCUGCUGGAGACGCGGCCGCUGCUCGACAUGCUGCAGGCCGCGCGUCGCUCGCGAGUGCCGCGCACCAAGACGCUCGCCAACUGGGCCACCAAGGAGAUGCGCAGGGUCAAGCACGUCGCCCCGCUCACUAGCUGAUUUGGAAGUUCAUGCUGCUACAGUGAAUUAACGCAGUUUCAAACGACUUACUGCUGGUAAAUUAAAUUGCUGUAAUGGCAGGCAUAUUAUGACUAUUAUUAUGUCGAAGGGUGCAUUUGUUUGCGGUUCUUGUUGAGCCUUUAUUUUUUUUAAGGAGUCGAAUUUUCAAUCCUCAUGUAAACCUUAUUUAAGAAACAAAUUAGUUUUAUUUCAUCUAUGAAUAAAUUUCAUUUGGUGUAUAUCUUGAAUUCUCAAGGUAUAUUUGUAUAUGUCUCUUUGAUGACUGGAUAACCACAUGUGUGCAAAAGUAGUUUCAAUUUACUUAAUGCCAGUUUAAUUUCGAACAAGUGUUUAACUCAAAUGUUUCUACAUUUUAUGUUUAUUACCAAAUAAAUAUUUAUGAUUAAUAAUAUUCGCGAUUUUGAAUAAAGCAAUGCUUUAUAAUGGUGGAAAAGUUUCCAGAAACGAAUUUAUAAAUCCAUGUGAAAGAAAAAUUAUAAUCAUAUUGAUGCGCAAUUAAUUUUGUUUGUGGGUUACAAUGCAAUUUCACUAUCUAUUGCCUUUAUAAACAGUCUAUAACAUUUGUUCAAAAAGAAUUUGAGACGUAUAACUUUUUCAACACACUGUACAAACCACAAGCUAUAAUGUCUAACCUAGAGAGCAUGACAUUUUCGACUUACAGGAAAUAGCAAAAUCCUUCCUGCUAGUGCACUUUUUAAUUUUAGCAACACAUUACGUUUCACCUCUGUGAAGAGAACAUUACCAAAGAUGAUAAACAUGAUAUAGAUUACAAUUAUAAAAAAUAACCGACAUUGAAUAUAUAAAUGGCCAAAUGAAAUUUAUUCAAAAGGUAUUUAAUUGCAAAUUUUAUGCAAGGAUUGAAGAGUUGGUCCUAGAUAUUAUUUAUUUUAUUCUUCCAUUCUUUUAAAGUUUCCCUUUUCAACAGUAAUAUAAAACAACAUUAAUCGUUUUUUUUAUUCUUAUAAAAUUACUUCAUAAUAUCGUAUAAAUUGUAUACAAUUUUUAACAUGAUGGUGGUAUUAUUAUGGGUUUUAUUCCAUUUUACUUGCAAGGGUAAAAGUCGCAGUAAAAAUUCUUAUUGUACCGCAAGCAAUAUUACAUAAAAGUUUUAUUAUCUGUUGUGAGGGAGGGAUGUAUUUUUAUGUUUUUUUACCAUUUUCAUAAAUUUCAUUGCGAUAAUUAGCUGCAAACAGUGCACAAUGGACCGAUACUCUCCACAGUGUCUACAUUUAUGCCUGAUCAUAAAUUUUUCCAUAUUAUCUUUAAACUUGAAGCAUUUUUCCUAUUUGGUAUUAUAAAUACAGACAGUGGCUGUGGUAUCUUUACUUAUGUGAAAUAAAGUGGUAAUAUUAUGCAAGUGGAUUGUAUGAAAGUGGAUGAAUGUUAUUAUAGGCAUGCACAUAUGCAAGGGAUUGUGAAUUUUAUAAGUUAUUAUUACGUUUUGUAUGAAGUAUGGAAGACUGAUUGAAUGAUAAAGUAUGUACGUGAUUAUGCGUGCGCGAUUAUUGUCAUAUAUUUUAUAAACUUAGGAAUGUGUCAGUCUUAAAGAAAUUUGGUAUAUAAAAGUAUGUUUAAGAUUCUGUCAGCGUGAAGAGACUGAAGGUCGCCAUAUUGGUGAUGAUAGCUUUUCAUUCAUCAUUAUAACUGUCAUUGAUAAAAUGCUUUGAAAGAAACAAUAGCACUUUUAAUUCAAUUAAUUAGAUACCUUUUUUAAGUACCUAUAUAAUUAUAAAUUAAAUUGAAGUAUCAGUAGCGAUUUGAAAUAAGGUAUCCGAAAUUGAUGUGGUAAUUCAUUACCAAAACCUUAUGAUUUUUUUAUUAAAACGAUAAAUACUCUGACCAUUUUGAGAUCACUUGUUUGAAAAUAAUUGUAAAAAUACAACUAAACAUAUCAGAACUUCCUUUAAACUAUCUUUCGUUAUUUUAGAAUAUUUUUUUGAUUUCGUAACGGCAAUAUGACAAUGGUAAUGUUAUGUAUUACGUCACCAUUAGGAAUUCAUUGAAAUUGGUUUAGUUUUUCGUAAAAUUUUAUUAGUUUGUUAUUUCUAUAGUGCCUAUGAAUAUAGAUAUUUUGAUUAAUGCCAGAAUGUUUGUAUAUGUAUUUUAUUUUUAAUAUUAUAACAUUGAAGUGGUACUAAUAAAAAAAAACUGUCUUUAAAUAUAAAGAAUAAUAUACCUUUUUAUAAUGUAAAAAAUAUGGACUUUUUACUAAAACGCACUGACGUUAAUAUGUUUGUUGACAACAUAGAACAAGGUUUAUUAGGCACAUAUUUAAAUACAUAAUAUUAGCUCUCUAACCAAUUUAAAAUUAUCACAUUUGUUGUAUGAUGAGUGAAAGGCAUUUGUGCCUUCUUGUCUCUAACACAAAGUUGUACAUAUGUAAUUAAAAGUUCUUUAAGUUUUAACAUAUAUGAAACUGCAGUUUGUUAUCAAUCAUUGGAAUUUAAAAUUUGAAUGUACUCUCCAUGUGGGGAUACUUAGGCACUUAUUGGAAAAACAUUGGUAAUAAUAAAUAUUUAACUUCAGACGAAUCUCAAAUUCCCUUUAAAAAAAAAUAUUGUCUCCAUAGGCGAAUAAUUUAAUAUAUUUUAAUGGUAACAACCAGAGAAUACACUGGGUUGAGCCGCGAUUGCCCUUUAAUUAUCUUUUUUAACGCCAAAUGCCUGCUGUCUAGCAAUCCCCCUUAAACAUAUCAUGGAUGUGGCGUGGACACAUUAAAUGUGAGAUUUGGCAUAUUUUGUAACGGCACCUGGAACGACUUCUCCAUUUGCUUUAAAAAAACUGGUCUUUAUUAAUUUAUCUACGCUUAUAACACUCAUUAGAGAUCAUAUUAUUUUUACGGGAAUACAACAUCCAAUUAAUUGAAAUACUUACACGAAACUUUACAUAGCAUCCCCUUCCUGCGGGUAGAGCACGUUAAAAUGUGCUUUAAUGUAAAAAUGUUCAUUAGAAACGAAAUCAUACUUUAAUUUGCUGCUGACUAUAGCGUUUAAAGAAAUAAAUAAAUGCCAAAAAGACGACACUGAGUAUUUAACUUGAAUAAUACAUUAAACAAACAGAAAAUGCGUUGCAAUAUGUAACCUACUUUUAUUUCGAAAUAGGUCAUAUUAUUGUCAAUAAGUGCCUUUACCAUGUUUUUUAUUUUUUUACGUUGUUAUUCAAUGCGUGCAUUUGAGUUUACAGUUAUUCGUAAUAAACAUAAUAUUAAAUUUCACCACAUACAGAAUUGAUUCGAGUAUGAAGAAUCAAGAAGGCAAUUACGUGUAUUUGUAAAAAUUUAACUCGAUUUUUCCUUGAGUGUCUGCUAGUCUGUGAGCAUCACUGACAGGGAUGAUGUUUGCGCGAUAUAUGCAAGAUUUAUAAUGAAAAUUGUGGCUAUUUUCCUUUUCCAUUUAAAUUGUUUUAUUUAUAAACGUAAUAUUUGGAAGAGACAAUAUUUGGAUACGAGGUCUUAUCAAAACUCCAAAUGUUUGUUAGGUAUGUAUACUUAUAUAAGUAUGAUAGGAGAAUAUGUGAGGACUAGUGCCAUGCCAUGAAAGGUUCUGAAUUAGAAUCAUAGGCAUCGAGUCGAUGAAUACCACCCACUUUUCCUGCUCAAAUCAAAAAUCAAUUACGUUUUGUUAUGUUACGCCGUAUUUACAUUGAUUUUGUUUUGAUCUGUAACCAUCUCUAAACUGUUCUAUGAUAAUAAAAACAUUUAGAAGUUAA
This is a messenger RNA of Manduca sexta (tobacco hornworm), 6504 nucleotides long. RefSeq names its product importin subunit beta-1 (gene Fs(2)Ket). The record is from RefSeq and is a predicted model, not a curated record. The coding region runs from base 118 to 2775 and encodes 885 amino acids. NCBI's taxonomy places the organism in Eukaryota, Metazoa, Arthropoda, Insecta, Lepidoptera, Sphingidae. Gene Ontology annotation, molecular function: small GTPase binding; nuclear import signal receptor activity. Gene Ontology annotation, cellular component: nucleus; cytoplasm. Gene Ontology annotation, biological process: protein import into nucleus. The transcript has 10 exons.